AUGGAAAAGGAAGAAAGUUUUUCAUUAGAAAAAGGAGACGCCAAUCUAGAGCUUGAUGAUGAUGGAAAACCUAGAAGAACAGGGACAUGGAUAACUGCAAGUGCACAUAUAAUAACAGCAGUCGUAGGAUCAGGAGUGUUGUCACUGACAUGGUGUUUAGCUCAACUGGGUUGGGUUGUUGGGACUACUUUUCUUGUAGUGUUCGCAGCCAUCUCUUGGUUCACUUGCAUCAUGCUUGCCGACUGCUAUCGAUCUUCUCUUAAUGGUGCUCGAAACUACAAUUACAUGCAAGCCGUCAAGACUAACCUUGGAGGGCUUAAAUACAGGUUCUGUGGGAUAGCUCAAUACCAAACUCUUGUUGGUGUAAGUAUUGGAUACACCAUCACUUCGUCAAUCAGCAUGGCGGCGAUUAAACGAUCAAACUGUUUUCAUAAAUACGGCCAUGACAAGGAGUGUCACACAUUGAACACUCAAUAUUUGAUAAUCUUUGCAUGUAUUGAGAUCAUUCUGAGCCAAAUACCAGACUUCCACAAGCUGUCCUUCGUAUCCAUAGUCGCCACCAUCAUGUCUUUUGCUUAUUCUAGCAUUGGCAUUGGUCUCUCCAUUGCCAAAAUUGCAGGAGGUGCACAUCCAAACACAAGCCUUUGGAUACCAAGUAGGACAGAUAUAUCAAAGAUGGACCAAAUGUGGAACACCUUUUGUGCCAUUGGUGACAUUGCUUUUGCUUAUUCUUUCUGUGCAGUUCUCAUUGAGAUACAGGACACACUGAAAUCAAGUCCUCCAGAAAACAAAGUCAUGAAAACGGCUACAACCAUUGGAAUAUCAGCUUCUACAUCCUUCUACAUGCUAUGUGGGCUACUUGGAUACGCUGCAUUUGGCAACGACGCGCCUGGAAAUUACUUGACUGGGUUUGGUUACUACGAUCCUUUUUGGCUCAUUGACAUUGGUAACUUGUGCAUUGUUAUUCACCUUAUUGGAGCUUAUCAGGUGAUAGUCCAACCUAUUUUUGCAUUUGUGGAGAAUUGGAAUCGUAAAAAAUGGCCAGAAAGUGAGUUCGCGAACAAGAGAUACACCAUUGGUCGCUUCACGAUCAAUCCUUUCAGGUUAGUCUGGAGGACUACCUACGUGAUACUAGCAACGCUGGUUGCCAUGAUUUUCCCAUUCUUCAAUGAUUUUCUAGCGCUUAUUGGCUCAACGACAUUCUGGCCAUUGUCGGUGUAUUUCCCAAUAGAAAUGUACAUUUCUCAGGCGAAGGUUCGGCGAAAUUCUUUCACCUGGAUUUGGUUGAGGCUACUCAGCUUCGUGUGCUUGCUUGUAUCACUUCUUGCUGCUGUUGGAUCUAUUCGAGGCCUUGUAGUGUCAGUUAAGACCUUCAAGCUCUUUCGAUCAGCAUCUUAA
Molecule: messenger RNA, 1398 nt
Organism: Lactuca saligna
Lineage: Eukaryota; Viridiplantae; Streptophyta; Magnoliopsida; Asterales; Asteraceae
Source: the annotation of a GenBank genome assembly